Cuscuta campestris is the source of this 3630-nucleotide messenger RNA. Lineage: Eukaryota; Viridiplantae; Streptophyta; Magnoliopsida; Solanales; Convolvulaceae. The record is from the annotation of a GenBank genome assembly.
AUUAAAUGCUGAACCAGUAAGAGGUCUGAACCAUUAAGAGCUAGUAUAUUGCUUAACUAUUCAGAGGCAAAUGUCUGAUCAAUUCAGAUAAGAGGUCUUAACCAUUCAGACUCUGUAUAAUACUUAACCAUUCAGAGGCAAAUCUCUUAACCAUUCAGACAUCUGAACCAUUAAGAGGCUGAAACAAACAUUGCGCCGUCUUUGCUUCGUCUAGCUUUCUCUCUCAUCAUUUUACGAGGGGAGGAUUUUCAAACACAUACAAAAGAUGACAGCUACCCAUUUGCAAUGCUGUAAGGAAUUCUUUUAAGACGCAUUUCGCGUUUUGCGCGCUCUCCCUCUUCGUUCUCAGAUCAGAUCUGAUACCGGAGGGUAGGGUUCGAAGCCCGAUCAGUAGCACACUGUUAAGAGGGGUCAUACUUUGUGAGUGGCUUGAUAAUUACAGGUCAGAAUGAAGAAGGCCUUCGAUCAAACCGUGCGAGACUUAAAGAGGGGGGUCAACAAGAAAGUUCUUAAAGUCCCUUCAAUAGAACAAAAGGUGCUAGAUGCUACUAGCAAUGAACCAUGGGGUCCUCAUGGAACACUUCUUGCUGAUGUUGCACAAGCUACAAGGAACUACAAUGAAUACCAAAUGAUAAUGGCUGUAAUUUGGAAGCGCGUCAAUGACACUGGGAAAAAUUGGCGGCAUGUUUACAAGGCCUUAACUGUUUUAGAAUACUUGGUGGCUCAUGGGUCAGAACGUGUCAUUGAUGAAAUCAGGGAACAUUCAUACCAGAUAUCAACAUUGUCCGAGUUUCAAUAUGUUGACUCUAGUGGAAGAGAUCAGGGGAGCAAUGUAAGAAAGAAAUCUCAAAGUCUUGUGGCUUUAGUGAACGACAAGGAAAGGAUACAAGAAGUUCGUCAAAAGGCAGCUGCAAACCGGGAAAAUAUGUAUCGUCCUGGUUCAUAUUCAAACUCAGGGGGUUAUGCAGACAGAUAUGAUGAUGAUCGUAUUGGGGCCAGAGACGAUGAUCGAAAUGGUUAUGGAAGAGAAAGGGAAUGGGGCGGAGAUGAAGAAAGAUAUGGCCGGCACAGUGGAGAUUCAUAUGGCCGUGAAGGGGAGCGCUAUGGUAAAGAUUAUGAUGAACGUUUUAGCCGUGAUGGAUACAAAGAUGAUGACUAUAGUGGAAGAGAUCAGAGCAUUGAUGACUAUCACUCUGGUGCAAGAAGUAAAAGUGCUGACAGAGAGAGAGAUCAUGCUUAUGAUGAUGAUGCUCAAUAUUCGUCCAGUGCUUCUGGUGGAGGGCUUGACCGGAAAUAUUCUGAGCAAAACAUCAGUGCUCCUCCUAGUUAUGAGGAGGCUGUUGGCGCUGCACAGAGUCCUACACCGAUUGAAAGGGAUGGAGAAACUUCAUCAGCACACGCUCUUAAAUCACCAUCUCCUCAUUCAAGUGGUAGUCCAGGCCAAGAAACCACAGUGCUUGCGCCAAUACCUUCUGCUGGUUCAGCACCAGAAAAUAAGGAUAUUAGUAACUUUGAUGAAUUCGAUCCCCGAGCUGCUUUUGCAGCUGCUCCCCCUGGAACUGAAAUGGAUCUACUUGGCUCCCUCUCUGAUUCAUUCUCCUCCAAUACAUUGGCCCUUGUGCCUGCUGCAUCAACUGAUGUGACAUCCAAUGGUGAUCCUCCCAGUACAGCUCAGCCCGUAAACACCUUUGCUACAUCACCAGCUUCUACAGUUGCUAAUCAGGCUUUUGAUGAUCCUUUUGGCGAUGGACCUUUCAAGGCUAUUCCAUCCUCCAAUGACAUAGCUUCUCAACAUCCUGCCCCAUAUAUUCCUUCCUCAAUUCAGAGUCCUAACGUUCCUCCACCAGGCUCGCAUAAGGUGGACAUAUCAGAUAAUUUCGGAGGAACCCAUCAUGUUGCAUCGCAUUCAGCACCGGAUGCUUCCAGUGUACCACUUCCGUCAUCCAACCAACAAUAUGGUCAACAAGAGUUAUCCAGCUCUAACCAUGAAAUUGAUAUUCUGGCUGAUAUUCUCCCACCAUCUGGACAGCCGCAGAAUGAGGUUCCAGUCCCAGCUAGUCAAUUUGCACCAGAGACGGGAAUUCCAUCACAUCAAGCCACUCAACAUUCUUCACAUACGGAGUUCAUGCCACAUGCUACUCCUGCACUUCAGACUGGUUUUGCAUCUUCAAAUGGCCCGGCAUCUCUACAUGGCCCUGCUCAGCAACCUGGUCCAGCAUCAUUGGUUACUUUUUCUGCUCAGCCUGGACUUCAGUCACAGACGAGUUUUCCAACCAGUCAACCUGUUCAGCAAAUUGGACUUCCUUCUCAAACCAGUCAACCUGUUCAGCAGAUUGGGCUUCCUUCUCAAACCAGCCAAUCUUCAAAUAUGACAGGCCCUGCAGGCUUUCCAGCUCAGGCACCACAAACAGUUUUCAUGGCACAAAGUGGUCAACCUGCAGCUCUUGCCGGAUUUCCACCUCAUGGGAGCUCUCUGGCCCAACCUGGGUUUCACGCUUCUAGUGGCCCCCAGUCCUUGCAACCAGAUGCUAGAUUUUAUGGGGGUUACAAUACAUUACUUGGAUCAACUGGUCGAUCUGCACCCCCCAUGUACCCUCAACCUUCUACUGCAGCAGUGACACCUCAAUCACCACAAAUUCAAUUAAAUGCUUACACUGCUCAGCCUAAUCCUUCUCCGUCGAUCGGUUCUUUCACUGCUAGCUCUCAGCCAGCUAAGGAUAAGUUUGAGACCAAAUCUUCAGUUUGGGCGGAUACAUUGAAUAGAGGAUUGGUCAACUUGAACAUCUCUGGAUCUAAAACAAAUCCAUUAGCAGAUAUUGGGGUUGACUUUGAUGCCAUUAAUCGAAAGGAGAAGAGGAUGGAGAAGCCCACAACAUCAAUAUUGACCUCAACCAUUACCAUGGGCAAAGCAAUGGGUAGUGGUUCUGGAAUGGGCCGUGCUGGUGCAGGUGUUCUCAGACCUGCACAAAACCCUACGGUAGGUAUAGGUUCAGGCCUGGGACAGGUCAAUCAAGGGGGAGGCAUUGGGAUGGGAAAUUUAAGAGUGAACCAGCCAGUGGGAAUGGGGAUGAAUAGUCAAAUAAGCAUGGGCAUGGGACCCGGAAUGCCGAUGCAACAGCCUACAGGAUUUCCUCCCGGAUCAUAUUUACCAGGAAAUUACAAUCCUACCACCGGGACGCACAAUUAUUUUGGCCAACAGCCCUAUGGCGGUAGCGGCUACCGAUGAGGCCUAUCCAAUUAAUGAAGAAGUGGAAGAGGUGCUGCUGAUGUUGUAUUUUUACCCGAAGGUGCGGAUAUUACUGUUUUCAAUUGAGAGCGGGCUUGACAUGGAGAUUUAUACUCUAGUCAUCGAAUGCAUUUUCGGAGCAUACAUGUAUGUAAGUAAUUCUCUUCUGAAGCAAUCGAGCCAGUUGCUUAAAAAUGUGGUAUCUGAUUAUUAUAAACACUGUAGAAACUGUGGGGAUUUUAUUUUGUGUAUUGUAGCCUUGGUGGGCUACCCUUCCUCAGGUUACGUUACCUCUUCCAUUUUGGCCUUUACCCUAUACCCCCUCCCUAUACAUGUGCUUGUAAAAUUUUGUGAUACUGUUUAAUACACAGUUCCAUGAACAAUAAUAAAUGUGCUGAUUCUUU